Agrilus planipennis (emerald ash borer) is the source of this 345-nucleotide messenger RNA. RefSeq names its product trypsin-2-like. Lineage: Eukaryota; Metazoa; Arthropoda; Insecta; Coleoptera; Buprestidae. Gene Ontology annotation, molecular function: serine-type endopeptidase activity. Gene Ontology annotation, biological process: proteolysis. The transcript is spliced from 4 exons. Bases 100 to 345 code for a protein of 81 amino acids. The record is from RefSeq and is a predicted model, not a curated record.
GUGAUAAACAGGCUACAUCUUAAUUGCUUAGAUAAGAAACACAAUUAUAAAGAGGAUUUUUACGAUAUUUCCAGACAAUUAGUACGUGUAUCGAUCAAUAUGUUAGGCGUGCUCAUUUUUGUGACCUUUGUGUCUUUGGCUUUGGCAUUGCCCCCCCAACAAACUGGAUCGGAACCAGCAGAACCAUCUACCAGAAUUGUUGGAGGAAGCUCUACAACAGUCAACGACAUCCCUUAUAUUGUACAAAUAAAUGAAGGCUAUCCAGACUGCGGUGGAUCAAUUAUAGCAAGACGUUGGGUAGUCACCGCAGGUCACUGCUUAGAAGGAUCGGAUGUAAAUAUUUAA